Molecule: messenger RNA, 939 nt
Organism: Vicugna pacos (alpaca)
Lineage: Eukaryota; Metazoa; Chordata; Mammalia; Artiodactyla; Camelidae
Gene: OR5D14
Product: olfactory receptor family 5 subfamily D member 14
Biological process (GO): G protein-coupled receptor signaling pathway
Cellular component (GO): membrane
Molecular function (GO): olfactory receptor activity; G protein-coupled receptor activity
Source: RefSeq, a predicted model, not a curated record
AUGGCUGCAAGAAACCUGAGUGUGAAGACGACCUUUGCCCUCUUGGGUUUCACAGAUUACCCAGAGCUUCAAGUUCCUCUCUUCCUUGUGUUUCUGAUCAUGUACGUGAUCACGGUGGUAGGGAACCUCGGGAUGAUAUUAAUCAUCAAAAUUCACCCCAGAUUUCACACCCCCAUGUACUUUUUCCUUAGUCACCUUUCGUUGGUGGAUUUUUGCUACUCCUCCAUUGUGACUCCCAAGUUGCUUGAGAACUUGGUCGUGGCUGAUAAGAGCAUCUCCUACUCCAGCUGCAUGCUGCAGUACUUCCUGUCCUGCUCGGCCGUGGUGACUGAGUCCUUCCUGCUGGCGGUGAUGGCCUAUGACCGCUUUGUGGCUGUCUGUAAUCCUCUGCUCUACACAGUGGCCAUGUCACCGAGGCUCUGUGCCCUGCUGGUGGCGGGGUCAUAUCUCUGGGGUAUGUUUGGCCCCCUGGUACUCCUUUGCUAUGCUCUCCAACUAAACUUUUCUGGACAUAAUGUAAUCAACCACUUUUUCUGUGAAUACACGGCUCUCAUCGCUGUCUCGAGUUCAGAUAUCCACGUCCCCCACCUGCUGCUCUUUGGCUUCGCCACCUUCAAUGAGGUGAGCACACUCCUGAUCAUCCUCACUUCCUACAUCUUUAUUUUUGUCACAGUGCUGAACGUCCAUUCUGCCAGUGGGCGUCACAAAGCCUUCUCCACCUGUGCCUCCCACCUGACCGCCAUCACCAUCUUCCACGGGACCAUCCUUUCCCUCUACUGCAUCCCCAACUCGAAAAAUUCUCGGCAGACUGUCAAGGUGGCCUCUGUCUUUUACACAGUGGUCAACCCCAUGCUGAACCCUCUGAUCUACAGCCUGAGGAAUAAAGAUGUGAAGGAUGCCUUCUGGAAAUUAGUAGACACAAAAGUCUCACUUCACUGA